Molecule: messenger RNA, 1577 nt
Organism: Penaeus chinensis
Lineage: Eukaryota; Metazoa; Arthropoda; Malacostraca; Decapoda; Penaeidae
Product: glutamate receptor ionotropic, NMDA 2B-like
Exons: 12
Coding region: 1-1551 (516 amino acids)
Biological process (GO): modulation of chemical synaptic transmission; synaptic transmission, glutamatergic; monoatomic ion transport
Cellular component (GO): postsynaptic membrane; plasma membrane
Molecular function (GO): NMDA glutamate receptor activity; transmitter-gated monoatomic ion channel activity involved in regulation of postsynaptic membrane potential
Source: RefSeq, a predicted model, not a curated record
AUGCAAACCGGCCUCCCACACCAGCGUAUUGUGGAAGCUAAAACCUCCCACAGAGAAAAGCAUUCCUGCAAGGGCCAAGGGAUCAUUCUCUGCGGGAAACCAAGAUCGGAACUCAAGACCGAGUCUAGAUUCACCAAAGACCGACAGCUGGUCUACCCGCGCAGACCAGUCACAACGAAAGAACUUGUAGCUUGUACUUCUCACUGCUUUGUUCUUCUCCCCAGAUUACUGCUUACCUGGGCAAAGCUCCCGGCCAGCGAGCCCUUCGACACGGCCUCGUGGAUGCUGGUGGCCCUGGUGGCCAUCCAGGUGGCCGCCGUAUCCAUCUUCCUGUUCGAGUGGCUCAGUCCCUCGGGCUACAACAUGAAGCUCCAGGCGCCCCAGAACCACCGCUUCUCUCUCUUCCGAACGCUGUGGAUGGUGUGGGCCAUCCUCUUCCAGGCCGCCGUCAACGUGGACUGCCCCCGCGGGUACACUGCCAGGUUCAUGGGCAACGUGUGGGCCAUGUUCGCCCUCAUCUUCCUGGCCAUCUACACCGCCAACCUCGCCGCCUUCAUGAUCACCCGCGAGGAGUUCUAUGACCUGUCUGGCAUCGAGGACAAGAGGCUGCAGAACCCGACGUCGAUGAAGCCGCCCUUCAAGUUCGCCACGACGCUGCAUGGCAACACGGACGUGCUCAUGAAGAAGUCGUUCCCGGUCAUGCACGCCUACAUGAGGCAGUUCAACCAGUCGAGUCCCCUGCAGGGCAUCCGCGCCGUCAAGAAGGGGAAACUGGACGCCUUCCUGUACGACGCCACGGUGCUGGAGUACCUGGUGGGGCAGGACGACGAGUGCCGCCUCCUGACCGUGGGCUCCUGGUACGCGCUGACGGGCUACGGCGUCGCCUUCGCCAGGAAGUCCAAGUACUUGGAAAUGUUUAACGAGCAGAUAAUGAAGUACCGAGAGAAUGGGGACCUCGAGAGGAUCGCCAGGUUCUGGUUCACGGGCGCCUGCAAACCCAACAAGCAGCAGAAGUCCUCGAGCAAGCCCCUGGCCCUCGAGCAGUUCAUGUCCACCUUCCUCCUGCUGGGCUGCGGCAUCCUGCUCGCCCUCCUGCUACUGGGCCUCGAGCACGUCUACUUCAAGUACUUCCGCCAGUAUGUGGCUAGGUCGGAGACGGGCACCUGCUGCGCCCUCCUCAGCAUGAGCAUGGGCAAGUCGCUGAGCUUCCCCGGGGCGGUGUUCGAGAGCCAGGACGUGCUGCGGGCGCACCGGUGUCAGGACCCGCUGUGCGACACCCACCUCUGGAAGGUCAAGCAUGAGCUGGACAUGGCGCGCCUUCGCAUCCAGCACCUGGAGAACCAGCUGGUCGACCACGGACUCCGGCCGCCGCACAAGAAGGAGCUGUCCACCGCCUCUGCCCCCGCCGACUUCAGGAGGCCGCGAGACAUGACGCGGAACCACGUGGCCAACAACGAGCCCAUCAGAGGCCCUCUCCUGGCCGCCGCGAGCAGCAGCGCCGGACGGAGGUACCGGCGGCUGGAGGUGGCUGAGCUGGAGACGGUGCUGUGAUGGCCCCGUCGCUGCGCCGAAGGGAG